AUGACAAGGGAAGAAGGUCGUACAUAUUUUGAAUCUCUUUGCGAGGAAGAACAAAGUUUGCAGGAAUGCCAAACCAACUUAUUGAACAUUUUAGAUGUAUUGUCAGAAUUGACAAACCCCGAAUCCUCUGAUGAUCUGCUUACUGAAUCCCUCAAGAAGCUACCUGAUUUACACGGGGAACUGGUAAAGAGUUCUAUCCGUCUGCGAUACGAUAAAUAUCAAACAAGAGAAGCACAGCUUUUGGAGAAUACAAAAACCGGCAGGGAUGUUGCAGCGGGAGUACAGAACCGUAAGAGUAUUAGUGAAUACUAUUCUACUUUCGAACAAUUGAAUAGGGAUACUUUGAGGUACGUCAACUUACUGAAAAGGCUUUCUGUUGAUUUAGCCAAGCAGGUGGAAGUGUCUGAUCCAUCAGUGACAGUGUAUGAAGUGGAUAACUGGAUUCCAUCCGAGAAACUUCAAGGCAUUCUCGAGCAGUAUUGUGCGCCUGAUACUGAUAUACGUGGUGUAGAUGCUCAAAUCAAGAACUACCUAGAUCAAAUCAAAAUGGCGCGUGCCAAAUUUGGUUUAGAAAAUAAGUAUUCUCUAAAGGAAAGACUAUCUACCUUGACAAAGGAACUAAACCAUUGGAGAAAAGAGUGGGACGAUAUAGAAAUGCUUAUGUUCGGUGAUGAUGCACAUUCUAUGAAGAAAAUGAUCCAGAAGAUAGAUUCAUUAAAGUCUGAGAUAAAUGCUUCAUCUGAAAGCAACCCUGUAGAUAAAGGUGACAUAGUUUUAGAAUAA
This is a messenger RNA of Saccharomyces paradoxus, 783 nucleotides long. RefSeq names its product Thp2p (gene THP2). The record is from RefSeq and is a predicted model, not a curated record. Gene Ontology annotation, cellular component: nucleoplasmic THO complex. Bases 1 to 783 code for a protein of 260 amino acids. The transcript has a single exon. Gene Ontology annotation, biological process: transcription elongation by RNA polymerase II; mRNA export from nucleus. NCBI's taxonomy places the organism in Eukaryota, Fungi, Ascomycota, Saccharomycetes, Saccharomycetales, Saccharomycetaceae.